This is a messenger RNA of Ziziphus jujuba (common jujube), 2438 nucleotides long. RefSeq names its product 3-ketoacyl CoA thiolase 1, peroxisomal. Gene Ontology annotation, biological process: fatty acid beta-oxidation; phenylacetate catabolic process. The coding region runs from base 361 to 1719 and encodes 452 amino acids. The transcript has 14 exons. NCBI's taxonomy places the organism in Eukaryota, Viridiplantae, Streptophyta, Magnoliopsida, Rosales, Rhamnaceae. Gene Ontology annotation, molecular function: acetyl-CoA C-acyltransferase activity. The record is from RefSeq and is a predicted model, not a curated record. Gene Ontology annotation, cellular component: peroxisome.
AAUCAGAAAAAACACAUAGUAAUCGACACAUAGUUAUAGAAUGAUAAAAUUGGUAAGGAAAAUAUGGCCGUUCCUAUCUAAUCUACUGCAUUUGUCUUCCGGCGAUCGAAGAUUUCGAUGUUAAAAGUGGCUGAUUAUUGACAAUGACGAUGAUACUAUGAUUUUACCAUGUUGAGAGUUGACUCAAUGUCGACAUUUGACCGUGGCUUUUUCCUUUUCUUUGAGAAAAUAGAUUAAAUUUAUGGUUUCUACCAGAAAAUACAUUUGAAACCCAAAAGUGUGAGCUUGCUUGGGCAAUAAUAAAUUGGGAGCUGAAAUAAACAUUAUGGUUUAGAAUAAGAUAGACAAGAAGGAACAAGUAUGGAAGACAGAGAAAUGGAGAAAGCACUCAACAGACAACGGGUUGCGCUUCAACAUCUGCUACCCACAUCUUCUUUUUCUUCUUCUUCACCGCUUGGAACCCAGAAUUCUGCUACUCUCUCUGAUUCAGUUUGUACUGCUGGGAACAGUGCUGGAUAUCAGAAGGAGAUUUCUUUCGGAGAGGAUGUUGUGAUUGUGGCGGCAUACCGUACUGCCAUUUGCAAAUCGAAUAGGGGUGGUUUCAAGGAUACACUUCCUGAUGAUUUGCUUGCUGCUGUUUUAAAGGCAGUGAUAGAGAAAACAAAUUUGAACACAAGUGAAGUAGGAGACAUAGUUGUUGGCACAGUUUCAGCACCUGGUUCGCAGAGAGCAACUGAAUGUAGGAUGGCGGCAUUUUAUGCUAGUUUCCCUGCAGAAACAGUGCCUAUAAGAACCAUCAACAGAAAGUGUUCAUCGGGCCUUCAGGCUGUUGCUGAUGUUGCUGCUUCUAUUAAGGCUGGAUUUUAUGACAUCGGAAUUGGAGCAGGAUUGGAGUCCAUGACAAUAAAUAAAAUGAACAGUGUUACUAAAGUUAACCCAAAAGUGAAGAUCUUUACACAGGCCCGUGAUUGUCUUCUACCUAAUGGUAUUACAUCUGAAAAUGUUGCACAGCGUUAUGGUGUGACACGUGAAGAGCAGGAUAUGGCUGCUGUUGAAUCUCAUAGGCGUGCUGCUGCUGCAACAGCAUCUGGUAAAUUUAAAGACGAAAUUGUUCCAGUUUCUACCAAGAUAGUGGAUCCGAAAUGUGGAGUUGAGAAGCUUGUAAGAGUUUCUGUGGAUGAUGGAAUCCGACCAAAUCCUAAAAUGACAGAUCUGGCAAAGCUAAAGCCUUCAUUUCGGAAGGAUGGGUCCACAACAGCAGGGAAUUCCAGUCAGGUGAGUGAUGGUGCUGCAGCAGUGCUCCUCAUGAAGAGAAGUGUAGCAAUGCAGAAGGGACUCCCUAUUCUUGGUGUUUUCAGGAGUUUUUCUGUUGUGGGUGUGGAUCCUGCUGUGAUGGGGAUAGGUCCAGCUUUUGCAAUUCCAGCAGCAGUGAAAUCUGCGGGACUUAACCUUGAUGGCGUUGACCUGUUUGAAGUAAAUGAGGCAUUUGCAUCUCAAUAUGUCUAUUGCUGUAAAAAACUAAACCUUGAUCCUAAUAAAGUGAAUGUUAAUGGAGGUGCAAUUGCUCUGGGUCAUCCCUUGGGGGCUACAGGAGCCCGUUGUGUUGCAACUCUAUUGCAUGAGAUGAAGCGUCGUGGAAAGGACUGUCGAUUUGGUGUUGUUUCGAUGUGCAUAGGCACAGGUAUGGGGGCUGCAGCUGUUUUUGAAAGAGGUGAAUGAUAAGGAUCUCGGUCAUGCUACGGAAAAUGAUUGUGAAUCUUCUUGAAGGAUACAGAUUCAAAUUGUAUCUAUAUGAGUAUUUUAGUAAAACUUAGUAAACCAUCAUAAAGAUAAAAUAAAUAAUAAAUUUAUUUAUUUAUUUAUUUAUUUUUAAAAAGUAAGUAAAAUAGAAAGAAUGUUGUUGAGAACUCUGCCUCUGAUUACUCACAUUACCCGUGAACUAUAAUAUGCCAAUUUGUUGUGGAUUACAUUGUUUUAAAAAAUAUAACAGAAGUGAACCGGGGGGAAAAAAAAAAUGUUUACAGUACUAAAUGUUUACAGCAGGUUAUAUUAUAUUUGAAUUUUGGAAGAUACUUCAUCCAAAAUAGAUUUGGAACAUCAAACAUUAACAUAAAAGUUCUCAUUCAUGUAUAAUUCUUACACAACUUGUCAGUUAGAGCUAAUAUCCAGGUCAAGUGCAUCGUUUAAUAGGUACAUCCUCUGAUUAAUGCCCCAACGGUUUGUUGGGCGCUUAAAUUGUUCUAUUUCUAUGCACUGGCUUUAUAAGCUGGAGAAUCCCCUUCCAGCUUCACCUUCACCUUGACCAAGGCCAGGGGCAAAAAUCAAAGUUAAACCCAAAUUAUAUUAAAUUGCAUCAUGCAUGAUAGACCUCAAUGAAUCACCACCACAAAAUUGAAAGUGUUUAUGUAUAUAUACAUACACACACACACACACACACA